Molecule: messenger RNA, 915 nt
Organism: Suillus bovinus
Lineage: Eukaryota; Fungi; Basidiomycota; Agaricomycetes; Boletales; Suillaceae
Exons: 5
Coding region: 1-915 (304 amino acids)
Source: RefSeq, a predicted model, not a curated record
AUGGACACACAAGAGACGGUGGUAUAUACCUACAACUUACAAGUCGGGUAUGCUCCCCUGCAAUUCUCGGUGCUCGUCGAACCUGAAGCAGAUCAACCAAAUUACUACACCCUGUCCCUGUCAAUGAAAGCUGGUCAUGUCGAAAGAGCGAUCUGUGCUCCAAUCACCCUGAGACUAUCAAUAGACCCCCGGCGGCUAGAUUUCUCUGUCUUCGUCUUUCCUCCACGAACGAGUUUACCGGCUGACUGUCUGUACAACCUGCGCGUUUGGCUCCAUACUGCAGGUAUCGACCAUCGGAUAUUCAGCGAUAACGAGCUUUGGGUUGGGAGAGAUCCCGACUUUCGGUCCGUCGGAGACGCUUCAUUUGCCGUCCUGCGAAAUGCAACACAAGACAUGCUCAUAUAUCAGGGCAUCGUAGGUCGUGCGCAUGUUAGCUUCAUAAUACGAUGGAAGCUCGUAGAAGUCGGCCUAUACAGUCUCUCCCUAGAGUACGAAGCCGGAGGCGCCGGACGAACACUCUUCGACGACUGCUACAUGAAACUAGAGUGCGAACCACAAAUCGUCUCAUUUCUAAUCUACGUCAUACCUGUAACCUCGACACCCCCCGGCGCAUCUCACCGCCUCCGCUUCUGGCUUCGCACACCUUUCGUAUCGCAUUCCCCAGCUUCCUCCACUAUUUCCCAGUCCGAAUCCUACAUCUACCAGCGUAUAUGGAAAUCAGACGAUUUCAAGAUAGGUGCUAGCCUCAACUUUGAAGAACUAGGAUCAAAACUCGUGAUGGGUGUCCGCGAUCUAGAUUCACCACGAAUAGAGCGUGAUCUUCCGAGUUUGAACCCUGAGAGACGCCGGAGCUUGCGAACACCCACGAAUGCAGUUGGUGGCUCGUCACGAAAUUCCAUGUUGCAAAUUCGUUGA